AUGGCACCAUCCGUUGAGGAGAUCAGAAAGGCCCAGAGAUCCCUUGGUCCUGCCACCAUCUUAGCCAUUGGCAAGGCCACCCCUUCCAACUGUGUCUCCCAGUCUGACUAUGCUGACUACUACUUCCGGAUCACCCAGAGUGAACACAUGACCGAGCUCAAGGAAAAAUUCAAGCGCAUGUGUGACAAAUCAAUGAUCAAGAAGCGCUACAUGCACCUAACUGAAGAAAUACUGAAUGAGAAUCCUAGCAUGUGUGCAUACAUGGCUCCAUCUCUUGAUGCACGCCAAGACAUGGUGGUGGUGGAGGUGCCAAAGCUAGGAAAAGAAGCAGCAACAAAGGCCAUAAAAGAAUGGGGUCAACCGAAAUCCAAGAUCACCCACCUUGUGUUCUGUACAACCUCUGGUGUAGACAUGCCAGGUGCUGACUACCAGCUCACCAAGCUCCUUGGCCUGCGUCCCUCCGUUAAGCGAUUCAUGAUGUAUCAACAGGGCUGCUUCGCUGGUGGCACCGUCCUCCGUUUAGCCAAGGACUUGGCUGAGAACAACAAGGGCUCACGCGUUCUUGUUGUCUGCUCGGAGAUCACUGCUGUAACUUUUCGGGGUCCGUCUGACACUCACUUGGAUUCAAUGGUAGGUCAAGCGCUUUUUGGAGAUGGUGCAGCAGCAGUUAUUAUAGGUGCUGACCCUGACACUUCCAUUGAGCGUCCGUUGUUUCAGCUUGUUUCAGCUGCACAAACCAUCCUUCCCGACUCCGAUGGUGCCAUCGAUGGACACUUACGUGAGGUUGGUUUAACCUUUCACUUAUUAAAGGAUGUUCCUGGGCUAAUCUCAAAGAACAUAGAGAAAAGCCUGGUUGAGGCUUUCACUCCAAUUGGUAUCAAUGACUGGAACUCCAUAUUUUGGAUUGCACACCCUGGUGGCCCUGCAAUUCUUGACCAAGUUGAGAUCAAACUAGGUCUAAAGGAAGAGAAAUUGAGAGCCACAAGAAACGUCCUGAGUGAUUAUGGUAAUAUGUCAAGUGCUUGUGUUUUGUUUAUCUUGGAUGAGAUGAGAAACAAGUCUCUUGAGGAUGGGAAAGCCACCACUGGUGAAGGGCUUGAGUGGGGUGUUUUGUUUGGAUUCGGACCGGGACUAACCGUUGAGACGGUUGUCUUACACAGUGUCCCCGUUGAGACAACAACUCACUGA
Messenger RNA from Dovyalis caffra, 1188 nucleotides. The record is from the annotation of a GenBank genome assembly. Lineage: Eukaryota; Viridiplantae; Streptophyta; Magnoliopsida; Malpighiales; Salicaceae.